AUGCUGCUUCGGAUACCGCUAUUACGCACCCGCUUAAGCCGCUACGGCGUACAGCGAUGUCGUUUCAACUCGACCAAGUCUUCCCCAGGCAGCGACGAGGUCGCCUCGGCGCUCCACUCGAUGCCGGCGCUGAUGGCAGAAGUGCUCGCCGCUAAGGAAGCAGUGAACCCUUCUAAAGCUACCUGGCUCGAUGCGUUAAGAGAGAGAGAAAAGCAGCUAGCUCAAGGUGUGGUUCUUGACUCGUACUCGUUCAAUGACCCCAAGACUUAUGAUGUUAAGGAGAAGACGAGAGCCGACUCGUUCACCUAUGUCAGUCUCCCAUUUAAGGAUAACAAGUGGUUGUGUGACGCCUACAUCAACGCCUUUGGCCGGUUGCGUGUGGGUCAAUUGUUCCAGGACUUGGAUGCCCUUGCUGGCCGUAUUGCCCACCGCCACUGUUCUCCCGCGGAGCCGAUGAACGUCACUGCUUCGGUUGAUAGAGUGUACAUGGUGAAGAAAGUCGACGAGAUUUCUCACUACAACUUCGUGCUUGCCGGUACCUGUACGUGGACAGGGAGACUGUCGAUGGAGAUCACCGUUAAGGGUUACGCCUACGACGAUACUAUUCCUGCCAAGAUCGACGAGGAUACGCUUGCCGACGAUAAAGUGUUCUUGACGGCUAACUUCACGUUCGUCGCUCGUGACCCUAAGACCCAUAAACUGUUUGCCGUCAACCGGUUAUUGCCAAUUCUGGAGCGGGAAUGGAUCGACUACCGCCGCGCCGAAUCGCACAACGCCAAGAAGAAGUUGUUGGCUCGCCACCACAAGCUCAUCGAACCCACGGAACAGGAACUGCAGUUGAUCUACAACAUGUGGCGGCUGACGAAAGUGAUGAUCGAGCUGGGGAGACCCAUCCCCAAGCUGACCCAGUUCAUGAAGGACACGUUAAUGCUGCUGGCGAUCUUGAUGCAGCCUCAGUACCGCAACCGCCACCUGUACAUGAUCUUCGGGGGCUACUUGUUGCGCCAGCUGUUUGAGCUCGCCUACGUGUGUGCUGGUGAGUUCUCGCUGGCGCCGCCGCGGUUUGUGUCGUUGGACCUGGUCACGUUUAAAAACCCCGUCCCCGUGGGGCUGGUGCUCACCAUGAACGCCCUGGUGGCCUACACCGAGCAUUUGCACGACAUCGGCUCCACCGCGGUGCUGGACCUGCCGUUCGACUUUAAGUUGCCUGCAACCAACCUGAUCAGCGAUAACCCUGACGCCUUCCUUUCGGAGCCGGGGACGGUGAUCCAGGUUAAGGUCGACACCCGCACCAAGCUGUUGGACGGCGACACCACCAAGGACGCCGGUACUUUUAUCUUCUCGUUCUUCGUGCCCAAGCUGGAACACACCCAGUUCUGCCUGGUGAUCCCCCAGCUGUACUCGGAGAUGAUGACCUACGUCGAAGGGCGCCGUCGCGCCGCCGACACCGCCCUGUACGUGGCGACGUUGCCCAAGCACGACGAACACAUCGGCUGGCACGACCGUCUGGAGUGCUAG
Diutina rugosa is the source of this 1518-nucleotide messenger RNA. RefSeq lists its product as uncharacterized. Gene Ontology annotation, biological process: acyl-CoA metabolic process. The record is from RefSeq and is a predicted model, not a curated record. Gene Ontology annotation, molecular function: fatty acyl-CoA hydrolase activity. Gene Ontology annotation, cellular component: mitochondrion. The transcript has a single exon. NCBI's taxonomy places the organism in Eukaryota, Fungi, Ascomycota, Pichiomycetes, Serinales, Debaryomycetaceae. Bases 1 to 1518 code for a protein of 505 amino acids.